CUUACCUUACUCCUCCAAAUUCACUUUCUUCAACCCCCAAAAAUUAGGGUUUCCCAGUUCACCAAAACCCUAGCAAUCAAUUUCAAUCUGCUCUCAUAUCUCAAUAUCCAAUCAUCAUCAAUUCAUUUAAUCAAUUUCAUUCCCUGCUUGUCAUGAUCAAACCCAAAAUUAGGGUUUGUCUCCCAAAGAUCCACUGAGAAGAAGAAACUCCCAAAUUCAACCAUCACACAGAGAGUAUUGUUAAUGGAAAUGGAUGGAAGCAAACGCGUGUUCCAGCGGUUAGGUCCUCCUUCAUCACAACAACAACAAGGGGACAACAACAGUAAUAAUAACAGACAGCCAAAAGUAUGUAUUCAUUGGAGAGCAGGAAGAUGUAACAGAUUUCCGUGUCCUUUCUUACAUAGAGAAUCACAAGGACCACCACCGCCACAUCAUCAGCAACAAGGGAAUAAUGGGAUGUCGUCAUCGUCGUCGAAGCGGCCUCAUGGGUUUUACGAGAAUGAUAAUAAUAAUAGAGGUGGGAUGCGAAGGAAUCCCAAUUUUAAUAAUACAUGGGGGAGAAGUGGAGGUGCAGCAGUUGUCAGGAAAACAGAGAAAGUUUGUAAUUAUUGGGUUAAAGGGAAUUGCACAUAUGGAGAUACAUGUAGGUAUUUGCAUUCAUGGACUACUGGAGAUUGCUUCACAUUGUUAAGCCAACUUGAAGGCCACAAAAAGGUUGUUACAGGGAUUGCUUUGCCAUCGGGCUCAGAUAAGCUUUAUUCCGGGAGUACGGACAAGACAGUACGAGUGUGGGAUUGCCAGUCUGGGCAGUGUGCAGGGGUUGUCGAUUUUGAUGGUGAAGUAGGUUGUAUGCUGAGUGAAGGGCCAUGGAUUUUUGUGGGAAUAACUAAUCUUGUCAAGGCAUGGAAUACUCAAACAGCAACUGACCUCAGUCUUAAUGGGCCAGUUGGACAAGUCUAUGCUCUUGUUGUUGGCAAUGAUAUGCUCCUUGCUGGUACGGAGGAUGGGAUAUUGGCAUGGAAAUAUAAUGGGAGCACCAACAAUUUUGAUCCAAUCAGAGCAUUGACUGGACACACCCAUCAUGUGGUAUCACUGGUCGUUGGAGCUAAUAGACUAUAUUCUGGUUCCAUGGACAAUUCAAUAAGAGUAUGGAACCUUGAAACUUUUCAGUGUCUACAGAUCUUGACAGAUCAUACAAGUGUUGUUAUGUCUGUUCUAUGCUGGGAUCAGUUUCUUUUAUCAUGUUCACUGGACAAAACGAUAAAGGUCUGGGCCGCUAAUGAGAGUGGGAACCUGGAGGUUACAUAUACUCAUCAAGAGGAACGGGGUUUGCUCGCCCUCUGUGGCAUGCAUGAUUCAGAAGCAAAGCCUGUAUUGCUCUGCUCUUGCAAUGACAACACGAUUCGCGUCUAUGAUUUGCCAUCCUUUUCCGAGAGGGGGAAGAUAUUCUCCAAGGAGGGUGUCCGUCGAAUCGAGAUCGGUCCUGCUGGUUUAUUUUUUACUGGUGAUGAAUCAGGUCAAGUUAGAGUCUGGAAGUGGUCAACUGAAUCCAGCACUAGUACAUCUUGAGAGGGUUGCUGCAUUUACAGCGAUACUAUUUUUAUGUUGCUAGCCAGCAAUUAUCUUGUUUUUCUUCUCCCGGUGAGAAAAUGUACCAAGCAAGGAACAUAUAAUAAGAUAAAGAAGUACCAGUUUUGAUUUUCAGAGGUAGAGUACUCCGAGUCACGUCCUAGCAGCGUAGCUUAGAGCCUUGCCAUUUUGUUGCUUUUAACUAUUGAGUGAGCUCUUGAUGGAUCCAGGCAUAUUUUUUCCUAGUCUGGUUUGUACUCGAAAUCAUGAUGUAUUCAUGUAAAUCUCUGGAGGACAUUUCUGGUCUGUCCUGUAUUGUUUUUCACUGAGUUAUGGAUGUAGCUCAGUCUUGUGUACCUUGAAUAAGUAUACUCUCGUAUGCACGAGCGUUCACGGUGAACAAUGUUUUUACGCACAGAAUCAAGCAUUCUUAUUUAAAUUA
This is a messenger RNA of Lycium ferocissimum, 2011 nucleotides long. RefSeq names its product zinc finger CCCH domain-containing protein 48-like. Lineage: Eukaryota; Viridiplantae; Streptophyta; Magnoliopsida; Solanales; Solanaceae. The transcript has 9 exons. Gene Ontology annotation, molecular function: metal ion binding; protein binding. The record is from RefSeq and is a predicted model, not a curated record. The coding region runs from base 244 to 1569 and encodes 441 amino acids.